AUGGAUGAAAUUGAAGUUCCUCAGUAUUUCAUAUGCCCAAUAUCCCUACAAAUCAUGAAAGAUCCAGUUACUGCUAUAACAGGAAUAACAUACGACCGAGACAGCAUUGAGCAUUGGCUAUUCUCAAACAAGAACACAACAUGUCCAGUUACCAAACAACCUCUCCCAAGAGACUCUGACUUAACCCCUAAUCACACCCUUCGCCGUUUGAUUCAAGCUUGGUGCACCCAAAAUGCUUCACUUGGCAUUGAUCGAAUUCCAACCCCUAAACCACCACUUAACAAGAUACAAGUCCUUAAGCUUCUCAAAAACCUCACAGUCACAGACCCCAAUUUGAAGCUCAAAAGUCUCAGAAAAUUGGAGUUGCUUGCUGCAGAGAACGAGAGGAAUAAGAAGUGUUUGCUAGAGGCAGGUGUUCCAAAAGCCACGAUCUUUUUCAUAGUGGGUUGUUUUAUAAAGGGUCAAAUUCAUGAGGGUCUUGAAGAAGCUCUAAGUUUAUUGCAGUUUGUUAAGGUUCCUGCAGAAGAAGUGAACCUGCUUCUAGCGGAAAAUGAUCAAAUUUUGGAUUCUCUAGCAUGGGUUUUGGGUUGUGAAAUGGAAAAUUCCAUUGCUGUGAAAUCUCAUGCGGUUUUAGUCCUCAAAAGAAUCAUCCAAAAGGGUGACCCUAGUGUUCUUGAGAGACUGAAAGUUGAGUUCUUUGAUAAGAUUGUGAAGAUUCUACGAAAUGGGGUUACCCAAAAAGGGAUGAAUGCUGCUCUGCAUGUCUUGUUACGUGCUUGUCCAUGGGGACGAAACAGGAUCAUGAUGGUGGAAAUUGGUGCUGUUUUUGAACUCGUUGAGAUUGAAUUAAUGGCACCAGAGAAGAGAAACACAGAGCUUGCACUUGCUAUACUUUUCCAUUUGUGUUCUUGUGCCAAUGGUAGAGCUCAGUUUCUGAGUCACAAAGGCUCAAUUGCCAUGUUAACGGAUCGAAUUUUGAAGGUUUCUGCAGAAGUGGAUGAAAGAGCCGUAUUUGUUCUCUCACUGAUAUCUAAAUUCUCUGCCACAAAAAUGGUCCUGCAAGACAUGUUAAACGUUGGAACUGUGUCAAAGCUUUGCAUGUUGCUUCAAGCUGAUCAUGCUAAAUAUCUAAAAGACAAAGCUAUCGAAAUUCUAAAGUCUCACUCUGAGGUUUGGAAGAAUUCUCCUUGCUUUUCUGAUCCGUCUUUUCAUGCAAGUUUGGGGAUUUAG
This is a messenger RNA of Gastrolobium bilobum, 1230 nucleotides long. RefSeq names its product E3 ubiquitin-protein ligase PUB23-like. The transcript has a single exon. Bases 1 to 1230 code for a protein of 409 amino acids. NCBI's taxonomy places the organism in Eukaryota, Viridiplantae, Streptophyta, Magnoliopsida, Fabales, Fabaceae. Gene Ontology annotation, molecular function: ubiquitin protein ligase activity. The record is from RefSeq and is a predicted model, not a curated record. Gene Ontology annotation, biological process: protein ubiquitination.